This is a messenger RNA of Oncorhynchus kisutch (coho salmon), 1623 nucleotides long. RefSeq names its product SH2 domain containing 4Ba (gene sh2d4ba). The coding region runs from base 10 to 1623 and encodes 537 amino acids. The transcript has 8 exons. NCBI's taxonomy places the organism in Eukaryota, Metazoa, Chordata, Actinopteri, Salmoniformes, Salmonidae. Gene Ontology annotation, cellular component: cytoplasm. The record is from RefSeq and is a predicted model, not a curated record.
GUUGCCAAGAUGAUGCAGCAGAUUUUGAGGGACAUGUACAUCGAUCCGGACCUGCUGGCGGAGCUCAACGAGGAGCAGAAGCAUAUCCUAUUCUAUAAGAUCCGCCAGGAGCAGGUGAGGCGCUGGGAUGAGAGGGAGAACCAAGAGAACCAGGAGAACCAGGACCAGGACCAGGGAAAGAAGGGUGAGUCUGGGUGUACUCUACUUAGCAGCAGAAGUAUCCAGUGGCUGCAGGGCUGCGAUGGGGAUGUGUGGGUGUGGGUGAUGGGCGACUCUCCUGGGGAUAAGCCUUAUGAGGACAUCAUCAAGGAGCUGAUGGGGGAGAAAGCCAGACGGCAGGCUCAGCAGGAGGCCAAGGAGCUCUGGCGAACCAAAGAGGCUGAGAUCGAGGAGAAGUUCCGGGAUGCUAUGGCGAAGGAGAAGGCCCGUUUUGUGGCAGGGAAGUGGAAAGAAGAAACGGAGGACAGGAAGGCUGCCAAGCAGGAAGAGGAACACAUCCAGGAGUCUCUCAAGAAACGAGAGGAGGAGGAGAGACAGCAAGGUGAGGAGGAGAUAAAACGUGCAGAGGAGAAGAGAGCGAGGGAGCUGUAUAUCUCCCUAGAGCAGGAACAGAGAAGGAGUGAGAAGGAUGACAAGGAAUGGGAGGAGCAACUGCGGCGCUCUAAGAUGGCUGACCAGGAGAUGCAGAGAAAAGCAAGGCGGGCACGGGAUGAGUACAAGCGCCAGUCCCUGCGAGCUAUAGAGAAGGGCCGUGUGGCAGGGCUCAGUGGGCUGUUCCAGCAGGGCCCAGUGGUGGGGAACGGACCAACAGCAGCCCCCUUCAGAAGAUACAGCAACGUGCUAGAGUCCUCCUCUUCCACCACCCACCGCCCCGGCCUCCAGCCUGCUACUCCUCCACUGUACCGCCGUAGACAGAGCCAAAGGCACAGCACCAUUGUUACACAGCCACUGAUGGACAGUCCUGCCUGGGUGAGAGCCCCCCGGCCCAGCUCCAGAGAGUGUGUUUUGCUGUGGUUCAAAGAAGAGCAGACGCCCAAACAGGCUGGCUAUGAGCGCAACAGCACCACCAUCGCCCCCUGGUUCCACGGUCUGAUUUCCAGACAGGAGUCAGAGACCCUGCUGAUGAACACAGCAGAGGGCUCCUUCCUGGUGAGGGUGAGUGACAGGAUCUGGGGAUACACGCUGUCCUAUCGCACGGCCGACGGCUUCAAACACUUCCUGAUCGACGCAUCAGGAGACUACUACAGCUUCCUGGGUGUGGACCAGAACCGCCAUGCCACCUUGGCUGACCUCAUCGACUUCCACAAGCCCAGCAGCUACAGCAGCUACAAAAAGUCCACCUCAAUGAGGAAAACAGGAAGCUACAAGGAGGAGCUAACAGAAGAUGACGACAUCAAAACCUACCUCUGUACGUUUGAAUGGACAGCACUAUGGGAAGGAUGGCCAAGGCAGAAGUGGACCAGUCUGCUGGCCCCGUUCCUCUCUGGGAAUGCCCAAAAGGCGUAUUGGGACCUGAACGAUGAACAGGCGGCUAACUACAACGGACUCAAACAGGAGAUACUCAGCCGCUACGGGUACAGCCUGGCCCAUCGGGCUCAACUACUCACGAAUGGAGGUUCAUAG